Molecule: messenger RNA, 1454 nt
Organism: Drosophila pseudoobscura
Lineage: Eukaryota; Metazoa; Arthropoda; Insecta; Diptera; Drosophilidae
Product: zinc finger protein 674-like
Exons: 2
Coding region: 175-1101 (308 amino acids)
Cellular component (GO): nucleus
Molecular function (GO): zinc ion binding
Source: RefSeq, a predicted model, not a curated record
AUUGAUUAAAAUUGAUAUGCAAAUCAGUUCAAAGUGUAAAUUUAAUUACGGGAAUACCCACAUGGUUAAAUCCGAUAACUAGUGUCUAAACCAUAACAUUUCGUUCAUUUUCGCAAAACAAAACAAACAGAUUAUUUUGGAGCAUCGACAACUUCACGAUUUGGUUCCUUGAGAAUGGAGGAAAUAUGCAGAGUUUGCAUGGGAACGUCCGGAGAAUUCAAGAACAUUUUUGACGAAAGACCAACAAUGGAUACGUGCAUUGGUGACAUGAUAUCGCAGUGCACCGGGUACGUGGUUAAGAGAGGAGAUUCGCUACCAGAAAACAUAUGUCCGCCUUGCCUGAAGGAUGCUAUGAGUGCCUUCAAUCUUAAGUCCACCUACGAGCAGAGCCAUAAACUCUUUUUCUCGCUGAUAGACGAGGACAAGGAACAAGACGAGGAUUCGCUACAGUCAGAUGACAGAACUGAGCAAUCGAAACAUCAAGAUGAUAGCAAUAACAGUGAUAAUUGUAAACGAGUCUUCAAAUGCUCCGUCUGUCCAAAAUCCUUUCAAAGAAAAUACCACCUCAGUGAACACAGCCAUAGCCACACUGGGGAGCGACCGUACACGUGUCCACACUGCGCGAAGUCAUUCUCUCAAUCCAGAAUUCUUCGGACUCACAUCCGUACUCACACAGAUGAGCGAUCAUUCUACUGCGCCCACUGUUCGAAGUCAUUUAAACUGAAAGCCCAGCUCAUCGGACACAGCCGUAUUCACACGGGGGUGCGACCGUACAAGUGUCCUCACUGCGAGGUAUCAUUCAAACAACUCGCCCAUCUUACCUCACACGUAUUCUCCCACACAGGAGAAAGACCCUACAAAUGCUCUCACUGCCCAAAAACCUUCACGCAAGUAACCAAUCUCAAUGUGCACAUUCGUACGCACACGGGUGAAAAACCCUACAAAUGCACUGAAUGCUCAAGGUCUUUUAUACAAAAAUACCAUCUCAAGGAACACAUCCGUACGCACACAGGAGAACGACCCUACCAAUGCAAUCACUGCUCAAAAACCUUCACGCAGGAAUCUACUUUUAGAAAACACAUUCGUUCGCAACACGAGUGACGAGCCGACCAAUUUUCUCACUGCUCAAAGUCAUUUAAAUAAAAUGUCGAACUAAGCGUCCUUAUAAGUGCACCCAUUGCUCAAAGACUUUUGGAUAUAAAAACAAUAGCAAAGCUACCAAAGACACCUAUUGUAUAUGUUACAGCAGAAACGACAAGUUUGCUAUUCCGGCACUCUUCGAGAUCGCAUCAGUAAGAACUCUGGUCGAUACGAUUGCUCCUGGUGGAAAACAACAUCUUUAAGUUCAAUGUUUUCCACUAUCCUCUUUACUGUAACAUUUAGGGCCGUUUCUCGAUUUCGGGCUAAGGUGCCGGUUAAUCGUCGCUAGAAUAAAGACUAGACUACCACAUAAA